This is a messenger RNA of Quercus lobata, 402 nucleotides long. RefSeq lists its product as uncharacterized. The coding region runs from base 1 to 402 and encodes 133 amino acids. The transcript is spliced from 2 exons. Lineage: Eukaryota; Viridiplantae; Streptophyta; Magnoliopsida; Fagales; Fagaceae. The record is from RefSeq and is a predicted model, not a curated record.
AUGCUCUCUAAAGCUGGAAAGGAGGUGUUGAUAAAGGCAGUGGCUCAAUCUAUUCCCACAUACUCCAUGGGGGUAUUUCAAUUACCCAAGAAGCUUUGUGAGGAACUUGAUGCAAUGUGCGUGAAAUUCUGGUGGGGACAGGUAGGGGAGGAGUGGAAAAUCCAUUGGAAGAGUUGGAACAAGCUGACCGAAGCUAAGAAGGUAGAAGGGAUGGGUUUUCAGGAUCUAGCCCCUUUCAAUCUAGCCAUGUUGGCAAAGCAGGGAUGGAGGCUAAUACAGCAGCAAGAUUCUUUGAUGUUCAAAUGCUUCAAAGCCAGUUGCAAAGGAUGUUUGGGUGGGCAGUUUGGUUCGGUUGCAGAAAAGGAGUUCAAACCAUCAAGAUGUACUUCAGUUAUUCCAUGA